Messenger RNA from Anopheles arabiensis, 3712 nucleotides. It is a transcript of the gene Ctl2, whose product is annotated as choline transporter-like 2. The record is from RefSeq and is a predicted model, not a curated record. Lineage: Eukaryota; Metazoa; Arthropoda; Insecta; Diptera; Culicidae. Gene Ontology annotation, cellular component: membrane. The transcript has 10 exons. Gene Ontology annotation, biological process: transmembrane transport. Bases 517 to 2733 code for a protein of 738 amino acids. Gene Ontology annotation, molecular function: transmembrane transporter activity.
AAGAAAUCAAAGUGCAGUUCAUUCUCGAGUGCAUUGUAUUUUCAAAAACAAAGAGAGGUCGCAGAACUCUCUAAGCACCACACACAUACCACAAUACAUUAUGGUUGAUUACUUCGGCGGCCAAAGGGCGCAGCAUUCGCAGAUCUGAUGAAAUAGGAGAGUAGAAAGUGUGUAGCAUCUUUCACUCCAACUUGCACGAAUUGUGCAAUUGAGAAUAGGAUAACAACACAAACACAGAGAUAGCCUUCCCAUGUUCUCGAUUCUCUGAGUUUGUUAUAUUCUCUUUGUGAGAGGCACUUCAAAGCAUCCAUAGCUAACGCACGAGUUACUAUUUAUGAACCGGUUUAAAACCCGCUAAAUUUGCAGACCGCCUAGUCAGCUGACGGGCACAAGAUAAAACAAGGUCAACAGUUUGUUUUUAGUUAUAGGGCGAAGAACAACGACGUAUUCAAAUAUUGUAAUAAUGUUUCGUAAUAGUAUUGAUGAAACCAUUUUGCGGCGAACUAUUUCUGCAUAAUGCCCUGCUGUGCAAAUAGUGACAAAGGGCUAGGUGAACCACUCAAAUAUGAUCCUGACUUUAAAGGACCUCUAUCCAAAAGGUCCUGUACGGAUCUUCCGUGUUUAUUUUUGUUUGUUACUUUUCUCUGCGCCUGGGGUUACGUAGCGUACUAUGCUGUUCAACAUGGCGAUUUAAAUCGAUUGCUUGUGCCAAUUGACUCAGAUGGACGAAAAUGUGGCGUAGAUAGCGAAGUUCGUGACGAACCUUACCUUGUGUUUUUCAACAUAACUGAAUGUGCUAAAAUCGAUGUGCCUAUUUCAGGAUGCAGCACUACACAGGUUUGUGUAAGUCAAUGCCCAAAUCAAGAUUUUGAUUUCGAAUCCGCAAACUGCAAUCCUUCCAAUGUUAAUGAAAUCCGUUCCAAAUUAAUAUGUAAGCAAAAUGUUAAGAAAACCGACCUAACGACAUGCCAAAUUAUUCGACAAUAUAUCAAAUCACAGAGAUGCGCACAGACAAUGCAAAAAAGCACUCCAUUGGUAAACCGAUGCGUUUCUAACAUUCCGGAGGGACAAUGUACUCUCAUACCGAAACAGUUUCGACAACAGCCGCCCAUUACAAGUACCAAAUUUCAAACCUCAGCCGAACAGUGUAAAGAACAACGCGAACUUGAAAAUAUUUUGGAAGAAAAAAUUUCUAAACUACAAUCUUUUUUGGCAAGAUACGUGAAUAAUCUCAUAUCCGUUCUAACGAAAAACAAUAGCGUGCAUCAGACUAGUCAAAUGAUAGUGGAAGAUAUUUUGGAAUCUUGGCGCAUGAUAUUAGUUUUCAUAGCAUGUUCUGUCUUGGCUAGUUUAAUUCUCAUCGCGAUGCUUCGAUGGAUAGCAAAACCUCUAGUAUGGAUUUCGAUUAUUGGAGUAAUUACUGCGCUAAGCUAUGGAGUUUACUACAGCUUCCGGCAAUACCAGCAAAUCCGUGCCAAUCCGGUAGCAGCACAUGUGAACGUGUCUCCAAAUCUUAGUUCUUUGGUAAAUUCCUGGUUUAAGUCAGAUCAAACCUGGCUGUGGAUACUGAUUGCCUUAUCAGUUAUAUUGAUCGUCUUACUAUUGGUUGUAUUGGUCUUACGAAAAAGGAUCGUGAUCGCCAUCGCCCUUUUGAAGGAGGGCAGCAAAGCUGUUAGUGCCAGUUUUUCGACAGUAUUCUUCCCCCUUGUACCAUGGAUAUUGCAGGCUGUGGUUAUUGUAUUUUCUUUAUUAGUACUUUUAUUCUUAGCAUCUAUUGGUGUUCCUGUAUACAAGGUAAAUGGACUCAACUCGUCUUUAACGUGCGUUUGCACAAAUGGAUAUAUGGAAGGUGACAUAUGUGAUCCAGUCGCAUUCAAUGAAAAUUGUCGAGACACUAGUAGGAUCUAUGAUCAAGAACGAUGUCUUGAUGCUGCAUGUCACUUUCAAGAGGUGGAUACCCCAGGUAUAGUUAGAUUCUUCCAUGCUUUAAACGUGAUUGGAUUUUUUUGGUGUAUUUGUUUUGUAUCCGCAUUCAGCGAAAUGGUGCUUGCUUUCACAUUCGCCACAUGGUACUGGACGCGCCAAAAAUCACGCCUUCCAUUCUUUGUGUUGACGCGUGGCGUUACACACACGGUUUACUAUCAUCUUGGUACAUUGGCUUUCGGAUCGUUGAUUAUUGCUAUUUGCAAAAUUAUUCGAGCCAUUCUCGAAUAUGUAGACCAUAAACUUAAGCGGUACGAUAAUGGAUUCACUCGUGCUGUGUUGUGCUGCUGUCGAUGCUUUUUUUGGUGCUUGGAAAGUUUUUUGAAAUUUUUAAACAGAAAUGCCUACAUUAUGUGUGCAAUCUACGGGAAAAACUUCUGCUCAAGUGCAAAAGAUGCAUUCAGCUUACUUACGCGAAACGUGCUCCGAGUAAUUGCAUUGGACAAGGUUACGGGAUUCCUAUUUUUCUUGUCUAAGUUACUCCUUGCUUCUGGAAUGGCAGCCGUAACGUACACGUAUUUUGAUAGUGAUCUACCAAAGAUGCAACUAAAUUACCCUUUUGUGCCAGCUGUACUCGUUUUCAUUGGAACGUUCAUUAUUGCGUCCAUAUUCUUCAGCGUUUACUCUGUUGCUGUUGACACCUUAUUUUUGUGUUUUUUGGAAGACAUAGAACGAAACGAUGGCAGUGCCGAACGACCGUUUUAUAUGUCCAGAGGAUUGCAAAAAAUAUUGGGGAAGAAGCAAAAGUAAAUUGAAGAUAUCACCAAAGAUUUAUUGUCUACCGUCAACACUGUCGCGGGGUAGCAGCACCAAUCAACUGCAGUUCUUCCUAUGGACUAUUUGGAUAAUGCGUGACCAAGCAAAUAUUUCCACGCACAUAGAAUUCUAAACCUUUAAGCCAAUACAGCCCAUUUGUAAAUAUUUGGAUGAAACAGCUGCUUAAUAGUGUAUAUCAUUUUGUUCACAUAUGAACUAGUUUAAGUCUAUAUUUUGAUACUAAUUUAUACAUAAUGCGUACCAUGGGUAUGAUGAAAUGAAAUUCAACGAGAAUUUAGAAGAACAGAUGAGAGUAGGCAUUUAAAUCAAGAAUAUAUUGUGAUUGAUAAUAUUGGUGGAUCUUAUAAGAAUUCAAAACUCAUAAAUGCAAAUUACACCUUGAUAAUUUUCUAAUGUAUUGAAUAUUUCUACAACCAUCACUAGAUGAAUUGUAAUUAUUAUAUACAUACAGUAAUUUACAGUAAGUAAAAAACUAUACGACCAAAGUAUGUACUGUUCGGUAAAUAUUGGAAAUUCAUAUCUGGAAUUGAUAGUGAAACAUUAGAUUGUACUAUAAUGAUGAUCAAAGGAACAGAUUUCUUGUUUUGACAAUGGUAUAGUAAUGAAAAUAUCAAUUUUUCAAAUUUAACUUACACCAGUGUUUUAUUCAUAAUGUUGUGGAAAACAUUGAAGAAAGCAUAAAAACUCGGUGUUCUUAUAGUUUUGAAAAGAAUUGUAUACACUAAUAUUCAAUGUGAAGCAAUACGUUCUAGCCUUUCCUUCUGAAUAAAAAGAAACUGUAAAACAGGCGUUUUGAAAUCUAGAAAUCAUAAGAAGCAAUUUAAACGGAAAAGUCUGCCAAUGGUGUUCUAUUGUGGUUUAAACCAAAGCAUGGGGAAUAUGUUUCAUAAAUAUUAAUAAAUUGUGGAAUUUCAUCGAUCGUUGAAAAUAAACUGACACUAUUUUAAAUAAA